Molecule: messenger RNA, 1018 nt
Organism: Seriola aureovittata
Lineage: Eukaryota; Metazoa; Chordata; Actinopteri; Carangiformes; Carangidae
Gene: defbl2
Product: defensin, beta-like 2
Exons: 3
Coding region: 491-682 (63 amino acids)
Source: RefSeq, a predicted model, not a curated record
GUAGCCCUGAAAACACAGUAGGGCAGAAUUGUACUGCUUACUGUGUCUAAAAAAACAGAUUAGUUAGUUCUUCACCUGUAAUUAUAGCUUUUGGAGUCUUUUGUGGUCAGUGUUUAUUCCUCUGUCCAGCCAUAGGGGUGUAUGUAAGUACAAAACCAAAGAACUGUCCCUUUUCAUUUAGAUGUCUGUGUUGGUGAACAGUACAGAGCAUUUGUAUCUCUAAAUCACAUUGACAGGAAAUUACCGCAGCCGAUGGUUCUUUGUAAAAUACCUAAAAGCAACCUCAUAUUCUCAAGAAGGUGCAGCUGUUGACUAAGCUGAGUAAGCUGAUAGUCCUGACCCUCAGCCCUCAGACUCCCAUCAUUCAGCGAUACUUUGUUAUUGUGAUUUGGACAGAGCACGACGGACUCCUCCCCCGUGGUUGAAAUGCUGUAUAAAUGCAGCAUCAGCCUGUCAACUGCAGUGUCUGAAAGCUUAUUGGUACCCAAACAUGAGGGGACUGAGCUUGGUUCUCCUUGUGCUUCUCCUGAUGCUCGCAGUCGGGGAGGGCAAUGAUCCAGAAAUGCAGUACUGGACAUGUGGGUAUAGAGGACUCUGCAGACGGUUCUGCUAUGCUCAGGAGUACAUCGUUGGUCAUCAUGGUUGCCCUCGAAGAUACAGGUGCUGUGCUGUGCGGUCUUAGCACCGGCUAAUGACCUCUGCAAGAUGUCCCAGAUCGAGGGCUGACAUCUUCAGUUCAGGUAGCCGGGAUCCUGGUAACUGACACAGCAUUCUCCUGGAUAAACCAUUUUGACAACUUCACUCUCAGUCAGUCCCUCUUGGACCCCUAUCAUUCUGUGGGAUCUAACAAUGAGUGCUUUUCAUGAGGUGUGCCCCUGCAAUCAUGUUGCUCAUAUUGUUCCCUGAAAUAUGGUGUGACUGAUCUUGUACCUUCACGAUUAAUGAUGUUUCAUAAUCAAGCCUUUGUGUACAGUGGGUUCCUCUCUCUGAAAUGCAGUGUUGCCAAUAAAUGCAUGAA